Molecule: messenger RNA, 1075 nt
Organism: Lactuca virosa
Lineage: Eukaryota; Viridiplantae; Streptophyta; Magnoliopsida; Asterales; Asteraceae
Source: the annotation of a GenBank genome assembly
CCACCGCCAAUGGUGUCUAUAUGCACCUUCCUAAUCGCAAUCCCAAACUACAGCCGGUUUUGCAUUUCACGAAUUGAUAAAUAAAUACAGUACCCUCACUCACGGAUAAUUUACUAAUUUAGCUUCCCCUUAAAUUCACAUGAUUCUUGUUUCAUCCUUCUCGCAACUUCUUAUGAUCCUUGUCUCCCUCAUGUUUGAAUGCAUUUCCUUACUUUGGAUGUCCUACACCAACGACAGCUACAGGGCCAUCUAUUGUAAGGAAGGUCUCUCAAGAUAUUUUAGCAUGAAGCCAGUAGCAGCGGUUGAUGUUGAUGUUGAAGAGCACGGGAGUUAUAGGAAAGAUAUUGAGCAUGAUUUAUGGCCUCUUGGGGAAAUCAACCCAACAAAAGGAAGGUUUCCAUGUUGUUUGGUGUGGACCCCACUUCCAAUUGUCUCGUGGUUGGCUCCUUUCAUUGGACAUGUUGGUUUAUGCAUGGAGGAUGGAGCUGUGGUGGAGUUUUCGGGUUCCAACCUUGUGAAUGUUGAUGAUUUUGCUUAUGGUGGUGUCGCUCGUUACAUUCAACUUGACCGCAACCAGUGUUGCUUCCCAUCAAACCUUGCGAACCACACAUGCAAGUACCGUUACAAGCAUUCAGAAAACGGAACGGCUAUUAGUUGGGAUGAUGCGAUCCGGUCAAGUAGGCGGCAGUUUGAGCACAAAUCUUACAACCUCUUCACAUGUAAUUCCCACUCUUUUGUUGCCAACAUUCUCAACCGAAUUUGUUAUGGCGGAUCAAUGAGUUGGAACAUGAUGAAUGUGGCUGCUCUUGUCCUCUUCAACUUCAAGGGCCACUGGGUGGAUGCUUUGGCCAUCGUUAAAUCAUUUCUACCUUUUACUCUCAUGGCCUGUUUUGGUAUUACCAUUGUUGGCUGGCCGUUUUUAAUCGGUCUUCUCUCAUUUUCUCUUCUCCUCAUUGCUUGGUUUUCUCUAGCUACAUAUUGUCUUAAAAGUCUUAUGGAAUGCUAAUGCUAAUGUUAUUAUUUCUUUUCAAAAAUAUCAUAAGUUGGUUUUCUCUAGGCUCUAGCUACAUAAAUU